UGGUUGUAUUGAGUAUCCUGUGAGGAGAGGAGAUGAAGCGUGCUGCUGGCUUUGCGGCGAAUCGAAACUUAACGUGGUAACGUAGAUAUCUCCAGCCUCAGAGCUCUACGGGCUUCUUUCUGUCUUUCUUACCGUUCUUCCACGUAUUAUUCCUUCAUUCCUCUGCCUUGCCAUGACUCGCUUUUAAACUUCGUGUCGGGCCAAUGAACUUCCUCACUUCUUCAGGGAGCAACCAUGUCCUCUGUUCGAGAGAAGCGCAAAGAAGAGAUAAGGAAGGCGGUGGCGUUUAUCGAGUCUCCUCUGGCUUUUCCAGAUCCUGAAGGCUACCAGGACUAUCUGACCCAGUUAGUGUGCAACCUGCUGGAGGAGGGGAACGCCUGCUUCAGAGACGGGCAGUGGGAGCAUGCCAUCAGAGAGUUCAGCGAGGGCUUAAAUGUCUCCAGCUAUGCCAAAGGGGAGGACAUCUCGAUCCCUCCCGCUUUGCUGGAGAGCCUGUAUGUCAACCGGGCUGCGGCCUACCAAAGCAUGGGGAAGUAUGACCAGGGCGUCGAGGACUGCAACAGUGCUCUGGUGGUGUGCCUGGAAAGCCGCAGAGCGCUGUACAGGAAGGCGCUGUGUCUGAAGGAGCUCGGGAAGUACAGGGACGCCUACAACUGCACCAGCAGCUGCUUGCUCUCCAACCCCCAGGACAAACAGGUGAAUGAGCUCGCACAGGAGCUGGCCGUCCACCUGGGACUAAAAAUCCGAAAACCCUACGUCAGCUCGAAGGCCUGUGGCAGUAGUUUACAAAAUGGAGUGAAACCCCAGUGCGAUGUUGCACCAGAAAGCCUCGCAAGCGUGCCUACGCUCCCCAUUUCCUCCGUUCUAACCGUCCCCGGCUCCGCUCCGCCCGGCAGGAGGGAAGCUGUGGAGGACUCUGAGCUCAUUGGAGAGGAUUUAGACAGCCUGCUUGACUGUAUUCCGGCGGAGGAAGGCCCAGCCCAGGUGGGCUUCUCAAUUCCCAGCAGGAUGACCACUUCCCCUCACGCCGCUUCCCCUGCCCUCCCCGCCCCAACACCGCAGCUCCCCCCUGCCUUUUUCAGCUCUGCCAUCAACUCUUUUCCCAGCAGCAGCUCUGCUGCAAAAUUGGAUCUCCUGGAUGACCUCUCCCCCUUUGGAAGUGGAGGCGGUGCAGAAGCUCCGAACAUCGUGCAGACCUCCACGGCGCUGAGUGCCCUGGAUGGUCUGGAUUCCCUCGAUACACUUGACGCCUUUGUGGACGUGAAGCCACGCGCUGCUGCUGAGCCCAAAAAGGAGCCUGACAUGGGAGACAAGUCUCUAGACAAACUGCUUGAUGAAGCAGACACCCUUGGGCUUGUUUCUGAUCCAAGUGGUUCGAACGGCGUGGUCCCUAAAAUUAGCGCUAAAGCCACAGAGAAGCUCGACUGCCUUGAUGCCUUGGACUCAUUUCCCACAGUGGGAGGUGUUACCGCUGCUUUGCCAGCAGUCUCGAUUGGGGGAAAAGGCUUGGACACGCUCUCUGAUUUCCACUCAAAUGGUUUCUCAGACCCGCAUGCUGCUGCGCCCGUAAUACAAUCUCCAAAAAAUCGCUACAAAGAGAAGGAAUGUCCCGGGCCUGCUGUGCUCCCUAACCCGCUGUCGUCAACCCACGAGUUCCUGCCGGCCUGCUCCACUUGUUUUCCUCAGGAGGGUGCGUCUGGAGUUCAGUCAGCUCCUCCAUCAAUAGUACUUAGGGGGAUCUACUCUUUUGUUCACAAGCCGGACCUGGCGCACAGCUGCAAGCAAGACAUUCUGUUGUGCAGACGGAAAAAGGGGUUUCCUUUGGAGUGGACCCGAGUGCGGCGGCUGCCCACCUGGACAUCUUUUUCAGGGCCGUUUGUACUUUGCAAAGAGCUGCUGAGGUCUGGUAAUCUGGGCAUCUGUAAGUACGGAGAGAAAUGCUCAUUUGCCUACAACCAGCUGGAAAUAGACGUGUGGACAGAGGAAAGGAAGGGGACACUGGACAGGAACCUGCUGUUUGAGACGCCAUUUGUCAAACUGGACCCUGUGAAUAGCAUCAUUGGCCUCCUGCAGGAAGACAAGGGCAUGUUUAUCUUCCUCUGUCAGGAGUGCUACGACAGUAAACCGCGAAUCAUCAGCAAGCGUUCGAGUUUCAGUCAUUCCAUCUGCUCUAACCUUGACGGUCGUCACAACUUUGAUGCUAAUAAGUGCUUGGCGUUUGUGGUCAGGACUCACAUUGUGAAGUACAAUAAGGUCCGCCCUUACCGUAGUUUCCUGUGCUGGUUGGAUUUGUGCAACUAUGCCAUCCGUUAUGGCUGCCAGAAAGAGGACGACUGUCGGUUUGCCCACUCUGUCAUUGAACUUAAAACCUGGAGGGUUCAGCAACACACAGGAAUCAGCCCAGAUGAGAUUGUGAAAAUAUCAAUGACGUACUAUGAGAAACAGGAGCAAAACCCAAACAAAGAGAAGCUGUCCUUUGGAGCGUGUGGAAGCAAAUCAAAACUCGAAGGAGGCUUUGGGAAGACACUUAAUAUGAAGAUGAAGUUCGCAUGUGCUCAGUGCUGGCGCGAUGGCCUAAUAAGUGAACCAGACAAAGCACUAAAGUACUGCUCUGCCAAAGCCCGACAUAUGUGGACCAAAGACAGACGGGUUCUGCUGGUCAAGUCUCCAGAGAGAAGUAAAUGGGUCCAGGUCCGACCACUGCCCCAUGCCAAGAACUUCCCCUUACAGUAUGAUAUGUGCGCUCAGAUUCUGGAAAAGAGGAAAUGUAACUACCAUGGGAACUGCACCUUUGCUCACAGCCCAGAGGAGAAGGAGAUGUGGAUGUAUAUGAAGAAUAAUGAAUUGAUAGACAUGCAGCAGAUGUAUGACAUGUGGCUGGCUUUAGCCGCCCACAGCCGGCAGGCAGAAGGAGCCACGAACUCACAGCCCUACCCUGAGGGGAAAAGCAUCCCCAUGCCAACUGACUAUGCUGAACCAAUGAAUGGCUUCCACUGUCGGCUUUGCGGUAAACACAGUAACAGUGAGCGACAGUGGCAGCAGCACAUUUCCUCUGAGAAGCACAAGGAUCGGGUGUUCAGCUGUGAGGGAGAAGACGAGGCCCUGACGUGGAACUACCGCUUCCCUGGGACGUGCUUUAAACUCUGCCCCAGGCUGGAUGGCAGAUGCCCUGACGGCGUGAGCUGUGACUACGCCCACAGCCCAGAGGAGCUGCUGGAGUGGACGGAGAGACGGGGUUUCCUGCGGCAGAAGCUGGCCAAAGCCAGGGAAGACAUGCUCAUCAUGCCUGACGACUUUGACUUUGGAAAGUACAACUUUCUUAUGAAGGACUAAAAAGAAAUGUUUUAUUUCUUUUGUAACUGCCAAGCUAACCACUUUUUAGGACCUUUAAAUCAAAGGCAAAGUCUUUUUGUGAAAUUAUCAGAAUGUGUACAGUGAGCCAAAAAAAGAGGGUGGCAUUUUUAAAACUGAUGCACAGAUAUAUUACCCUCCCAUACACAAACAAACAGACAAAAUCUAGCAGUCACAGACCAGCUCCUUUACUGUUGAUUUGUUAUUUGUUCAUAUUCGACUGUACAGCCAUCAGGGCACUAUUUGAAAUGUCCAUAUUCCACUCAGUUCCCCUAAAUGCACAGAAUGUUCAAACCCAGGCCGUGCAUGAAAAUAUUAGGAUACCAAAAAAUGAUUUAAUGUUCAAAUCCACCUUGUUUCAAGCUUGCUGUACUCGUUAUCAUUAGAGAAGGGUGUCAUGUGACAAAUCAUUACUACAGGAGAGCCAGUGACAAAGCAGUAGACUGGUUUGCCUCACGCAAAACAGCAUUAGACAUUACUGGCUGAUAAGAGUCCUGUUAAUUGUUUUAUACUUAGAUUACAUGACUCGGCAAUCAACUGUGUUCACCAACGAUGGUUUUAAGAAGUAUACCGGGAUCGAUGUCCUGAUCUUCCGUUCCAAUUUGUUUUAACUGAAACAUCUUUGAGUCUGAAAAAUGCAAACAUAUGUUAUAUCUUUGAGUUCAACAGUUCUUUUCCUCCAAAGAUUGCAGCAUCCCUGAGAACUGAAUUGAUUGUCAACUUUAACAUUCAAAUGAAAGGGGAAACAGUGUAUCAUCAAUAUUUGAUGUGAUUUCUAAUUAUUUUCAAUUGUAUUUGCCUGCAUUUUCUUUCUUUCUAAACAUUUAAAUAUAAUAAAUAAAACCCUAAAUGUC
Menidia menidia (Atlantic silverside) is the source of this 4205-nucleotide messenger RNA. The record is from the annotation of a GenBank genome assembly. NCBI's taxonomy places the organism in Eukaryota, Metazoa, Chordata, Actinopteri, Atheriniformes, Atherinopsidae.